Messenger RNA from Pipistrellus nathusii (Nathusius's pipistrelle), 2199 nucleotides. NCBI's taxonomy places the organism in Eukaryota, Metazoa, Chordata, Mammalia, Chiroptera, Vespertilionidae. The record is from the annotation of a GenBank genome assembly.
AUGUCCUGGCUUGCUGACCUUGCUGGAAAAGCAGAAGAUCUUUUAAACCGAGUCGAUCAAGGGGCUGCAACAGCUCUCAGUCGAAAAGAGAACACCAGCAGCAGCACAUACAGCAAAAAUACCGACUAUCCUGAACUUCACCAGCAAAAUGCAGACUUGACUUACCAGCCUGAAUCUAAAGCUAAUUAUAUCUCCUCAGCAGCUGAUAACAUUAGGAAUCAAAGAGCCACCAUCCUAGCUGGCACCACAAAUGUGAAAGCGGCACCGAGGACAUCAGGGGAGACCUCCCGUUCUGUUGAAAACUCAUCUGUUCCCAGGCCUUCGUCCCAGUUUGUUCGGAGAAAAAAGUCAGAACCUGAUGAUGAGCUGCUGUUUGAUUUUCUUAAUAGUUCACAGAAGGAACCUGCUGGGAGGGUGGAAAUAAAAAAAGAAAGGGGCAGGCCCCCUGUCCUCCAGAGUUCUCAGACUACAAGCGCCAGCGCCGACAACACCAGCGUAACCACCGUCAAAGCCACUGAAGAAAAUGCUGGGAGCCAAAGCCAUGAAGCCUCUAGUAAUUCAGAUUCUGGCCAUGAAAUCCAAGAGGAUUCUUCAAAGGACACUGUAUCAUCAAAUGCUUCCUGCAUUAAUCACAACCAAUCAUUACCUACUGAUGAUGGCAAAUCCCAUGAACUGUCUAAUCUUCAACUGGAGAAUCAACUGCUGAGGAAUGAAGUUCAGUCUUUAAAUCAAGAAAUGGCCUCAUUACAUCAAAGAGCCAGGGAAACUCAAGAAGAAUUAAACAAAGCAAGAGCAAGAGUUGAAAAGUGGAAUGUUGACCAUUCAAAGAGUGAUCGAAUAACUCGAGAACUUCGAGCCCAAGUAGAUGACCUGACUGAAGCGGUGGCUGCAAAGGAUUCCCAGCUGGCUGUGCUGAAAGUGAGACUCCAGGAAGCUGACCAGCUACUGAAGACUCGCACAGAAGCUUUAGAAGCUUUACAGAGUGAAAAGUCACGAAUAACGCAGGAUCACAGCGAAGGGAGUAGCCUGCAGAAUCAAGCUCUGCAAACCCUUCAGGAGAGACUGCAUGAAGCGGACGCCACUCUGAAGAGAGAGCAGGAGAGCUAUAAGCAAAUGCAGAGUGAGUUUGCUGCACGCCUGAAUAAAAUGGAAGUGGAACGUCAGAACUUGGCAGAAGCAGUUACUCUGGCAGAAAGAAAGUAUUCCGAUGAGAAGAAGAAAGUUGAUGAGCUUCAGCAGCAAGUCAAGAUGAAUAAGUCCAACUUGGAGUCCUGUAAGCAGGAAUUAAUUGACUACAAGCAAAAAGCUUCUCGAAUACUCCAGUCUAAAGAAAAAUUGAUUAACAGCUUAAAGGAAGGAUCUGGUUUUGAAGGCCUGGACAGCAAUACUGCUCAUAGCAUGGAGCUAGAAGAACUUCGGCAUGAAAAGGAGAUGCAAAGGGAAGAAAUACAGAAACUGAUGGGUCAGAUACAUCAGCUGAGGUCCGAGUUACAGGAUAUGGAGGCUCAGCAGGUCAGUGAAGCAGAAUCAACAAGAGAACAGUUGCAAGAUCUGCAAGACCAAAUAGCUGGACAUAAAGCAUCUAAACAAGAACUUGAAGCAGAAUUGGACCGACAGAAGCAGGAAUUCCAUUAUAUAGAAGAAGAUCUUUACCGAACAAAGAAUACAUUGCAAAGCAGAAUUAAAGAUCGGGAAGAAGAAAUUCAGAAACUUAGGAAUCAGCUUACCAAUAAAACCCUAAGCAAUAGCAGCCAGUCCGAGUUGGAGAGUCGACUCCAUCAGCUGACGGAGACUCUCAUCCAGAAGCAGACCAUGCUGGAGAGCCUCAGCACCGAGAAGAACUCGCUGGUCUUCCAGCUGGAGCGCCUCGAGCAGCAGAUGAAAUCGGCCACUGGAGCUGGGAGCACUGGGUCUGCCAUCAAUAUGUCUGGAGUUGACAAUGGCGAAGGGGCACGUCUACGAAAUGUUCCUGUUCUUUUUAAUGACACAGACACCAGUCUGGCAGGAAUGUAUGGAAGAGUCCGCAAAGCUGCUAGUUCAAUUGACCAAUUUAGUAUCCGCCUGGGAAUUUUUCUCCGAAGAUACCCGAUAGCACGAGUUUUUGUAAUUAUAUAUAUGGCUCUGCUCCACCUCUGGGUCAUGAUUGUUCUGUUGACUUACACACCGGAAAUGCACCAUGACCAGCCCCAUGGCAAUUGA